Messenger RNA from Dovyalis caffra, 1890 nucleotides. The record is from the annotation of a GenBank genome assembly. Lineage: Eukaryota; Viridiplantae; Streptophyta; Magnoliopsida; Malpighiales; Salicaceae.
AUGUCCGCGUUUUCCCGGCCUCCGAACCGACUCACCGAGUUCAAAUCGGGUGGUAAAAUUGUUCGUCCCAGACGAACCACUACACGUCCUAGUCCAUACGAACGACCUACCCCUCGCCUUUCCCCUAAUUCCACUCCUCAAAACCCUAAUUGGCUUUCUCGUCUCAUUUUAUCUCCUUCUCGUCUAAUUGCCACCGGUGCCGGAAAAGUUCUCUCCUCCGUCUUCGGCUCUGAAUCCUCCGGUUCCUCCUCCACUUCCGAUGUCGACGAAGAAGAAGACGGAGAUUCCGGUUCCUCUUCAGAGGGUGAAUUGGAAGGUAUCGAAGAAGAUGGCGAUGACGGCAAUGAUUCUUCUCAAAGUGCUGACAAGAAGAAUCAGACAACUGAAAUUGUUAAUUGCUCAAAGAAAGAUCUCCUAGCUUUAGAGUGGAGGAAUGGGACCUUGCGUGUAAUUGCACAGCUUCUAAUGCAGGAAACAUUCUCGAGGGAAGAAUGCGACAGACUGACAGGUAUUAUUAGAUCGAGGGUUGUAGAUUCUCCCAUUUCUGAUCUCAACAAGACAGUUGGCAAUGAUAUCGAUACGCCUGAUCUCCGCAAUUCAGCUGUUAUAGAGGCCAAAAAAUGGUUUGAGGGGAAGAAGUUGGGGUCGAAUUCAAAGUCAGUGGAGUAUGGAAUCUGCACUUUGAAUACUGCUCCACAUGCUGCUGAAGGAGAAGUGGGUUCACCAGUGGAUUUGGCCAAAUCUUACAUGCGAGCCCGCCCGCCAUGGGGUUCCCCUUCCACAAAUGUAUCCCCAUUACCAGUGGGAAAAGAGCUUUUUAAGGAAGCAACACCAUUUUCAGUUAGUGGCAAUUCAUUGUUCACAUCAAAGUUGAACAGGGAUUCCUCUGUCACUGGUUCCUGGAAUAUCGAGGAGGAACUAAGUAAAGUGAGAUCCAGGGCAACUGAAGAGAUGCUGAGGACUCGACCAUCUUCCAAAAUUGAUUGGUCUGCAUUAGCUUCAGGUUAUAAAGGAGGCCUUAGUGUAUUGGGGGCUGGAGAAGUUGGUGGUGCUAAAUAUAAACGUUCCAACUUUACACAAUUAAUAGAUGUACCUUUAAAGUGGAGCAGUGCAGCAACUACUUCUGGCAUCACAGAUUCUCAGAUAGCACAAGAUAGGUUGCAGAAUGAAGUUUUUCCACCUAAUGCAGCUAUUUCUGUUCCCGAACAAAGUCAGGAUCUGGGAUCAGCACCGACCAUUGAGGGAAGGGCAGGUUUGCGAGAUGGCUCUGAAGGAAUAUCAAGCCAUGAACAGCAACAACAGCCUUCAGAAGAAGUGAUAGUAAAACGAAGCGCUGAUACCUGCAUUGCUGCUGCUGCUCAUGGCCUUAACAAGACCGAGGAGACUGGCCAACCUUUGAGCUCUGCAGUGGAAAGAUCCAUUCAAGGCAAGAGUUUUAUAUCUGAUCCACCGUUACUUGAAGUAAAUUAUUUAGCAUCCGAGGAAGUUGCUGGAAGAGGUGAUGUGGUUACUGCCAAUGGCUUCCCUCCUUCGGCAUCCAGUUUGCCUGCAGUACACGAAAGAGAACAAAAGUCUAUGCCGUCUGGUGAAGAGCACAGUUUACUCGGUCCAGACCAUGACAAAACGGCGAGAACUGCUUCUGGCAAGGAAAUGUGUGAGCUACUGAGUGAGGCUUCCAUGGAGGUGCCAAACGCAAAUGAAAUUGAUAGUGUCGCUACCGACUCCCAAGACAGCUCUAGCAUGUACCAAGAAGGUAUAGUGCAGGCUCUGGCUCGACCAAGUCCAAAACGGCGCUUGGGAUCAAGGACAACUGGUGUCAGUGAGAAGCAGCAAGGAAGAAACGCGAGCAACAGAAGAAGUGAUAGGAGAGGCAGGGGACGUGGUAAAUAA